Molecule: messenger RNA, 327 nt
Organism: Prorocentrum cordatum
Lineage: Eukaryota; Dinophyceae; Prorocentrales; Prorocentraceae
Source: the annotation of a GenBank genome assembly
AUGCUGCGCUCCUCCUCAGACUUCUCCACCUCCACCUUCCUCUUCCUCCGCCUCCGCUCCUCCUCUCCUCACUCGCCCUCCGGUUCUCCUCGGCACCUGGAUGUACAUCGGGCUGCGCGCCUUUUCAGCGUUCGGCCCUCGCGUGACUGGGUACCGCACGCCGACAACAUGGGUCGGCGGAUUUGGUGUUCGGGGUCCAAGCUGACAACCGAGGAUGAUUUUGACAGUAUGCUGAAUCACGGCAUGCCCAAACAGCCUUUUGUUUGGUGCUGCUUCCCAUUGGACCGCGUAGGUUGUGGUGUAAUCGGCAUGGCGGGCAUGACGUAA